Messenger RNA from Oncorhynchus kisutch (coho salmon), 4043 nucleotides. RefSeq names its product biorientation of chromosomes in cell division 1 (gene bod1). The transcript has 4 exons. NCBI's taxonomy places the organism in Eukaryota, Metazoa, Chordata, Actinopteri, Salmoniformes, Salmonidae. Bases 186 to 650 code for a protein of 154 amino acids. The record is from RefSeq and is a predicted model, not a curated record.
CCAAGAAGCAACUUCCGUAUUGCAAAGCAUUUUGGUACUUGUGUACACUUCCAAAUCAUUCUUCCACAUAACUAGCUAGUUUGUAGUUUUAGACCCACGAGCAGUUAUUUUGUGUCGUUUCCUCAAAUUAUAUCGAUAGUGUUCCACUGGUUUAUGAACAAGGCUGAAAUUAAACAAACAUAGGUAUGGCGGAGGGUGCCAGCGGUAACGCGGUGAAUCUUCCUCCCGGAGAUCCUCAGCUAAUCGGUCUCAUCGUGGAACAUCUCAAGAACCGAGGCUUGUUCGACGAGUUCCGCAGAGAUUGCCUGGCAGAUGUGGAUACAAAGCCUGCCUACCAGAAUCUGCGACAAAAAGUUGACAACUUUGUAUCCACUCAUUUGAGCACUCAAGAAUGGAACCCAUCAAUCAACAAAAAUCAAGUGCGAAAUGGGCUAAGACAAAGCGUCGUGCAGUCAGGCAUGCUGGAGUCUGGAGUGGACAGAAUCAUCACCCAGGUGGUGGAUCCCAAAUUGAACCACACUUUCAGGCCCCACAUUGAGGAUGCCAUUCAUGACUUCCUGUCUGCUGAGAAGGAGGAGGGUCCAUCCAACACUCAAUCAGAGACUGAGCAACAAGAGGCUCCAAGCCACACUGGACCCAAAACGCCAUGAGGUACAGAGAAACGUUUUCUGCUGAAGGUAGAUAUUUUUUAGCGCUCCAUCAGGCUGGAUGGACAAGGACCUAGUAGAGCAAGAGGUUUGCACAACUCUUACUUCAUGUGGAGAAACCAAGCCGUGGAUGUUAGCUAACAGCUGCCAAAUAAUGCCCAUAACAAGUCAAAGGGGAAUUGUGCAAAUGACACUGGUAUUUUAUUUUUCCUUUAUUUAACCAGUUAAGAACAACUUCAGUGGGUUAACUGCCUGUUCAGGGGCAGAACGACAGAUUUAUACCUUGUCAGCUCGGGGGUUUGAACUUGCAACCUUCUGGUUACUAGUCCAAUGCUCUAACCACUAGGCUACCCUGCCGCCCCUCAAACUCAACUCUGGACCUCGAAGCCAGUUCCACUGCAUUUUUUUCAUUGUUCCCCUCUCAGGGACUGAUUUUGACCUGAGACACCAGGUUGUGUGCAAUUCAUUAUCAGGUAGAAGAAAAUCUGCAGGCAAUGGACCUCGUAGGCUAAGAGUUGAGUACCCCAGGUAUAGCACAUGGAAUUUUGUUUGUGGCUAUUGAAUUAAAGAGACUGGUAACUUUUUUUUAAUAUAUAUUUUUUUAAAUUAAGAGCAGGAAGUAGCCAUUGUAAUGUUGGCUUACAGAUUUUGUCCCUCAGUUUGACACUUAUUGGUGAAUAUUGUAAAUGUCAUUCACCAAUAAAUGAAUGAUUUGGUUGAAAUGUGCACACUGCCCUGUCAUUUGUUAAACGGUGUCAAUACUGUGCUGUACGGGCUGCGGUAAGACUACAUUGCUCAGUUAGCCUAGAGCAGCGUUUCCCACACUUUGUCCUCAGGACCCCAAGGGGUGCAAGUUUUGUUUUUUGCCCUCGCACUACACAGCUGAUUUCCUAUAUUUUUAUUAGAUUAGAAUGAUCACAGCAUUAUCACAUUUGGAUCCAUCCAGAGCACAGCCAGUGAGAUCUCUUCCAGGUAGGAAGGUGUACUGCGUUACAUAGAGGAGACAGUCCAUAAAAGGGAGUGCUGCAGUCUUUGCCAGUUCAAGACUUAACAUCUGGAGUACAACCCAGGUUAUGAAACUAGCUGCCAGGGCAGAGGGAGUAGAACAGCCUGCCCCUGACUGAGGCUUGUUGGCAUUCCUCUGGGCAGGCAGGGUGCAAGUUGAUUGGCAGUGCCUGGGAGCACGGCAUGGUUGCUGUCUCAACACAUCCAUGCUAUAUUUCUCUCGCUGCCCUCAGCCGUGUAGGAGUGAGGCUUAGCUCCAUGGCCCUAAGAUGCAGCUCCAAGGCCCCCAGUAAAAGGAGGGGGAUGAGGGGCUCUGGAUGAGCUGUGCAGAGUGUUCCCGCCUGGCUGGGACAAAGGUUGAAUUGUCAGAGCUGCCUGGAUGGAGCUGCUUCUGUCAUUCACCACCUCGCCUCUGAGGACGUGCAUACUAGCAGGCCCGCUGUGCUGCACCACUGAGAACUGGCAAGCAGGCCUUUGUUCUCUUUUUAAAAUCAGAGACCUCCACACACUGACACUACUGAAUGGCUUUUAGGAGUGGUCUAAAGAAUUCCGUAAGGAAAUAGUGUGUAGUAGACCGAUAAGCAUUUAGGGCAAGUGGAUACUAGUGAGACAUUGGACUUUGAGCAUAGCUAAUUUGUUGCCCCCUCCCAACACACACUUACACAAAUUGAAUAAAGGUCCUGGUGGUGUGUCAGGUUUUCAGAGACCAGCAGCAUGGCUACGUGACUCCAGCCCCCACCCUGACAUCAGUGUCUGCUGCUCACGCUAAUUAAGAUGCUUUGCCACAGUUCCUCCAUCUGGGGAAACUCAAUCCUGUCCUGAUUUUAACGCUACAGUUGUCAGCUGUCUGGUGUGAGUAAUCAGAAUCCAGGGUGAGGAAUUUAAUGCCCUGGCUCCACUGCACUCGAGCUGGAAGUCUCUGGUCUUCACUUUAUCUUGUCAGGAGGGGAAAGGGGGGUAAGUUGAGCCACCCUUGUUUCUAGGAAACCAUACACAAAAUUAAUACUUUUAUUAAAUAUUUAGGAAAAGUUAAUCAUUUCAAGAGUUUAAAGGGAGAAACCACAUGGAAAAAGUCAAAUUAAUAUAUACUAGAGGUUUCAUGAUGCUUCUAUCUAGACCAAAGUAGAUACUUUUCUACAUCUGUUGGGGUCUCUAAGUUUCAGUAUGAUGUCCUAAACCUAGCAUAAAAGUGCAUCCUUGUAGCUGUGUGGGCUAAUUUAGACCAAAUGUUUGCCUUGGGGUUAGUUGAGCCAAUGUUUGCCUUGGGGUUAGUUGAGCCAAUGUUUGCCUUGGGGUUAGUUGAGCCAAUGUUUGCCUUGGGGUUAGUUGAGCCAAUGUUUGCCUUGGGGUUAGUUGAGCCAAUGGUUGCCUUGGAGUUAGUUGAGCCAAUGUUUGCCUUGGGGUUAGUUGAGCCAAUGUUUGCCUUGGGGUUAGUUGAGCCAAUGGUUGCCUUGGGGUUAGUUGAGCCAAUGGUUGCCUUGGGGUUAGUUGAGCCAAUGUUUGCCUUGGGGUUAGUUGAGCCAAUGUUUGCCUUGGGGUUAGUUGAGCCAAUGGUUGCCUUGGGGUUAGUUGAGCCAAUGUUUGAGCAAAUUGAAGUGUUUUCUUACCAGGUGUAGUGCUCGGCAUUAUCAACAGGGCCUGGCCAAUGAUAAGUGCUUUUAAAAAAGUGUUUGUUAAAAUAUGCUUAAAAUGUACAAAAAUCUGUGGAAAAAGUGAUUGUGUUGAAUUGUGUUUGGGAAAUAAAGUUAGACAUGGUUUCAAUUUAAUUCAGUACAUACAUUUGUAGGUGGCUUAACUUACCCUGUCCUGUAGCUCAACUUACCCCAUACCCGGAGUAAGUGCCAAGAGACCUUUCUUCCCCCAAAUGUUCUAAACUGCAUGUUUACAUGAAUUCUGAAUAUUUCCAGGGAUACACAACAUCCUGAAAUAUAUGUAGGUAUCUUUGUUAGAAAGAAUACUAUACUGAACAAGUCAGCUAUAUCAAUAAGCUGAUUAAACAGCAUGAUCAUUACACAGGUGCACCUUGUGAUGGUGACAAAAGGUCAGUCUAAAAUGUGCAGUUUUGUCACACCACAUAAUGCCACAGAUGGCUCAUGUUUUGAGGGAGCGUGCAAUUGGUAUGCUGACUUUAGGAACGUCUACCAGAGCUGUUGCCAGAUGAUUGAAUGUUAAUUUUGCUAGCAUAAGCCGACCUCCCAACGUCGUUUUAGAGAAUUUGGCAGUAUGUCCAACUGACCUCGCAACCGCAAACCAGGUGCAACCACACCUGCCAAGGACCUCCACAUCCAGCUUUUUCACCUACAGGAUUGUCCGAGACCACCCAGCUGAACAGUUGAUGAAACGGAGGAGUAUUUCUGUCUGUAAUAAAGCCCUUUUGUGGGGAAAAACUCA